AUGACAGGUAAAUAUGGAGCUCUUAUUCUCAACCUCCUCUCCAUUUGGUUUUCUCUACAGAAGUACGGUUCUGACUUCUCGACACCGAUCAACAAUCAAGAGUUAGCCAUGGAACAAAUCCGUGAAAACUUGAAUCAGAUGAGGAUAGAAAUGGGGACCAACAUGGGUCAGUGUAUGGAGGCUAUUCAAACCCUUGCUCUUAGACAAGAAGAGUUGAGACAUGUUCUUCAGAGGCCAGUUACGGAUGGUGUUCCCACCCUGGGAGAAGGUCUUGUGGAUCAGAAUGUCAGAAAUGUUGUUGAAAUUCCUAUUCCUGCUCAGGAGAAUGCACAUCAUGAGAACAACUUAGAACCUGAAGCCUUCAGGCUCCCAAUUAAUGAAACUGAAAAAAGGUUCCACCUCUUGGAGAAAAGGUUGAAAGCUAUAGAAGGUCGUGAUUCCAUUGAUUUAGAUGCUGAUGGGUUGUGCCUAGUCCCUGGUGUCAAGAUUCCUGUUAAGUUCAGAGUCCCUAACUUCGAGAAGUACAAGGGAACCACUUGUCCGUUGACUCACGUGAAAGCAUUUUGUAACAAAAUGGCUCCUUAUGCUGAGAAUGACAAGCUAUUGAUGCAUUUCUUUCAGGACAGCCUCAGUGGUACAUCCCUCGAGUGGUACUCUCAACUAGAACGAACUCAUGUCCGAACUUGGAAAGAAUUAGCAGAGGCGUUCGUCAAGCGUUACAAGCACAACAGUAACAUGGCUCCGACCAGAAUUCAACUCCAAGCUUUUACUCAGAGAACUGAUGAGUCUUUUAGGGAAUAUGCCCGAAGAUGGAGAGAACUGGCUGCCAGAGUUCAACCUCCACUAUUAGAACAAGAGCUCAUGGGUAUGUUCAAAGAUAUGUUGGAAGGUCCAUACUACCAAGGCUUGAUUGGUGCUUCUGAAUUUGCAGAAUUGGUUUUCGCCGGCGAACGAAUUGAGAACGGUCUUAGGAAUGGUAAUAUCCAAGAUGUUGAUGAUCUUUUUGAAUUCCCCAGACGUGUGGAUGGAAGAGCCAGUGUGAUUCCUGAGUAUGAAGAGGAGUCUCUUAAUCAUCCUCUCGAUCAGAUCUCUCGUAAUGAAAUGGAAGUGAUUAUUUCUAUUCAGGAUGACACACAAAUCUGUGCUACAGCUCUCAGUCAUCCACCUACUCAGUUUGCUCAAAGGGAUCCAGUUUUGCAUGAUCAAUCAGCUCAGUCUACGCAGCCAUGGCGGAACCAUCAACAAAAUCGUCACCAGCAGGGUAGACAGAGGCGUAGAAAGCCAAAAAGAGUGUACGAUGCCAUUCCUAUGACUCAUGAUGAGCUAUUAUCUGAAUUGCUCAAACUUUCCUUGGUGGAACCAAAGCAGUUGGAUCCUGUUUCUUUCCCGUACCCUGAGGGAUUUGACCCUAAUGUCAGUUGUGGCUACCAUGCUGGGGCACCUAGUCAUUCGACUGAAGAUUGUCAGCCAUUCAGAGACAAGCUCAUUGAAUCCAUUGCCUGUGUGGAAAGUUUCAAAGUUAAGAUGUCUGACAAUCAGUUUGCUCUUGCAUUUGCCCAUUGUGGGUGA
This is a messenger RNA of Vicia villosa (hairy vetch), 1569 nucleotides long. RefSeq lists its product as uncharacterized. The transcript has 2 exons. The record is from RefSeq and is a predicted model, not a curated record. Lineage: Eukaryota; Viridiplantae; Streptophyta; Magnoliopsida; Fabales; Fabaceae. The coding region runs from base 1 to 1569 and encodes 522 amino acids.